This is a messenger RNA of Strongylocentrotus purpuratus (purple sea urchin), 764 nucleotides long. RefSeq names its product 1-acyl-sn-glycerol-3-phosphate acyltransferase alpha-like. The transcript is spliced from 4 exons. Gene Ontology annotation, molecular function: 1-acylglycerol-3-phosphate O-acyltransferase activity. Gene Ontology annotation, biological process: phosphatidic acid biosynthetic process. Lineage: Eukaryota; Metazoa; Echinodermata; Echinoidea; Camarodonta; Strongylocentrotidae. The coding region runs from base 1 to 483 and encodes 160 amino acids. The record is from RefSeq and is a predicted model, not a curated record. Gene Ontology annotation, cellular component: endoplasmic reticulum.
AUGGAAGCCUUUCCUGACAACUGCGCAGUGAUCGUCAAGAAAACCUGGCUCUUCAUAAGCCCAUUUGGUUUGGCAGCUGCGCUGAGUGGCGCCAUAUUCGUUGAAAGAGGAACAAAGAACAACAUGGACGUGUUACAAAAAGUGGUUGAUAACAUUCACAAGAAGAAGUGCCGUGUGUGGUUUUUCCCUGAGGGUACCAGGAAACUAUCGGGUAAGAACAUACAUGUAGAAGAACCCAUGCUACCAUUCAAAAUGGGUGCAUUCAACAUUGCCGUUCUUGCACAGAUUCCAGUGGUCCCUGUUGUGUUUUCAUCUCAAGAUAAAUUCUUUAGCUACGCAGAUAAGAUGUUCAAACCAGGAAGGAUUGUUGCCAGCAUCUUGCCUCCAAUCUCGACCAGUAGUCUAACCCUGGAAGAUGUUCCACGACUCACGGACAAAGUGAGAACAAUGAUGAUUGAGGAAUUCAAAAGAAUUUCUGAAUGAAAAAAAAAGAAGCUUUUUCAACACAAAAACACCCUUGUUUUUUAUCAGAGAACUGAUGAUUAACUUCAGGGUAUUCGUGUCAGCAAUGUUUAUUAACUACUUCAGUUUAGUUUAAUUUCAUAUUUCACAUUAAUACAUGUAUAAUAUAAACCAUUAACACUAACAAUUAAUGAAAAUUAUUUGAGUCCAGGGGCCGGGUUUAAAGCUCCAGCUACUUGCUCCCUCUAUAUAGAAAACAAUGCCUAAUCGGUGUCCAUUGGUCCCCAUGAUCCUCUUUUUCU